Nelumbo nucifera (sacred lotus) is the source of this 441-nucleotide messenger RNA. The record is from RefSeq and is a predicted model, not a curated record. Lineage: Eukaryota; Viridiplantae; Streptophyta; Magnoliopsida; Proteales; Nelumbonaceae.
AUGGUACUACAGGAGAACGAGCUUUAUGUCAAUCUAAAAAAGUGUCACUUCAUGACUAAUAAAUUGAGGUUCCUUGGUUAUAUAGUUGGUGAUGAUGGGAUACAUGUGGAUGAUCAAAAGAUCCAGGCUAUUUGGGAUUGGCCAUCUCCAAAGACUGUGACAGAGGUACACAACUUUCAUGGUUUGGCCACUUUUUAUAGGAGAUUCAUCCAAAAUUUCAGCAGCAACAUUGUGGCCCCCAUCACCAAUUGUUUGAAGAAAGAGAAGUUCGAGUGGAUAAAAGAGGCUGAAAUAAGCUUUGCUGAAAUCAAGGAUAGGUUAUCUUCUGCACCGGUACUAGCUUUACCAGACUUUGACAAAGUCUUCGAGCUAGAGUGUGAAUGUUUGAUGCCAAUGGGGUUGGAAUCGGUGGUGUUCUAUCUCAAGAAGGUAAACCAAUAG